AAUUUCUAGGGUUUUGAAAAGUCACUCUCGUCGCCGUUCCUUCUUCCCGCUGUGAGCAAUCGGCGAAAUGGGUCACUCCAAUGUCUGGAAUUCUCAUCCAAAGAAGUAUGGCCCUGGAUCUCGUUUAUGCCGUGUGUGCGGGAACUCCCACGGGCUGAUCAGGAAGUAUGGAUUGAACUGUUGCAGACAGUGUUUCCGCAGCAACGCUAAGGAGAUCGGAUUCAUCAAGUACCGUUAAUGAAGCAGCAGUUCUUGAUUCAUGAUUAUAAUAUGUCGAUGAAUUGCCUUUGAACUUUACGAGUUUGUUGAUUUUAAUGAAGAAGAACGUUUCAAGUUGUUGCAUUUUUUUCUAAAGCUUAUGUCUUAUUUGGAACAAUGAUAUUUGGUUUUGAUUAAGAAUUUGCUUGUUAAUAUCGAUCAUUUUGGAAUAAUAAUCUUCUGGCAAUCAAUAUGAUCUUGGAAU
Molecule: messenger RNA, 463 nt
Organism: Arabidopsis arenosa
Lineage: Eukaryota; Viridiplantae; Streptophyta; Magnoliopsida; Brassicales; Brassicaceae
Source: the annotation of a GenBank genome assembly